AAGCAGCAGUUGUAGUUUGACAAAUUUCGCUAAGUGCAAUUGAAGAGUGACAAGCUGACUGCGGCUGGACAUCUUUCGGUUUCGAGGAGAGUGAAAAUGAAGUUGCUUUCUGUAAUGGGCUUCUUGAGCCUCCUAAUGACUAUACAUGUCGCUAUCGGUGAUGAAGAGGCUGUAGAGGAACCAAUGCAAGAGCCGAAACUGUCGCAAGAGUCGGAAGCCAAGUCAAGCGCUAACGACGCGCGAUCGGAAAAGGUCAACGCAGAACCUCCAACGGAUUCAGCAGAAAACUCUUCAGAAGAAGACAAGACCUAUGCACUGGGAUCUCUAUGUAACUAUUGCACCUAUUGCAAGUUUUGUGAAUUAUGUGACAAGGAUUGUCCUUGUGAAAAAAGCAAGAAAAAACCAAAUUGUCAUUUGUGCAAGUACUGCAAAUAUUGCAGCCUUUGCAGUGUUUGUGAUACCGUUUGUACUCCAGGGGGUGUUGUUGACGUUGUGAGUUCAGCUAUUUAUAACUCUCUUCCAUCUUUUGACAAAGAAACAAAAGAAAAAGUUGACGAGGACAUCAAAUCAGCCAGGAAAUGGAUCAAGGAAUACCUCUGAUGAUAUUUCAAAAGUACAUUCCAUUGAAAAAAUGUUGGCACUUAAAAAAGCGUGAAAACACCAUCAGUUCAUGAUGAAUGAUGGUAGCCAUCCACACUUUUCUGGAAGAAAAGGUUUAUAAUAAAGGGUUUUUUAUGAUCAGUGAGAAAGCAAAUCAGUGAUUGGAAAUCAAUGAGAACAUUAGGUUUCCUCCUUCUUAGAUUGUGCUUUUUGGGUUUCGACAUUUUUGCAAUUGAGUGUAUACUGAUCCAAUGUAGGUUAUUCAGGUUUUCAAAAUUUUUCUUAUUAUACAAAUGUUGCUGACCUUUCUUAAGGCCUGUUGAAUGCUAAAAUGUUUGCUUUGUUAUGUAAUAUUGAAAACAUUAUCUUUGAAUUCAUUUGUAGAAGAAUUUGUUACCUUUAUUUUAAAAGAAGCAAAAAGAGCACAUUUAUGAGAAAUGCAACUUAAAGUUAAUUACUAAAAAUAUUGAUUUUAUUUUGAAUUUGUAUUUGUAUUAAUCAUUAUUAUUGAAAAAUCAUCAAUAAAUGUUGAUGAAAGAAACUUAACCUCA
This is a messenger RNA of Stylophora pistillata, 1151 nucleotides long. RefSeq lists its product as uncharacterized. NCBI's taxonomy places the organism in Eukaryota, Metazoa, Cnidaria, Anthozoa, Scleractinia, Pocilloporidae. Gene Ontology annotation, molecular function: calcium ion binding. The record is from RefSeq and is a predicted model, not a curated record.